AUGGCCGUUCUCCAAACAUCCAUUGCGAUCUUUGUUGCCCAUAUCUUCCUCCUACUCGGUCUUCCUUCAGCUUUGGUUGGCGCUGUCCCGGUGACAGUCCCAGUUACGCCUGUCAAGAAUGUACUCCAAGUUGCGACGAAUGGGAAAACACCUGCUGCGUCCUCUUACUGGGUUGCCAACGUGAAGCGCCAGGGUACCGUGCCCUUUGUCAAGAGUGCCGACUAUAAAGUGUUCCGAAAUGUGAUGGACUUUGGUGCCACUGGUGAUGGAUCUACCGAUGACACUGCCGCUAUCAACAAGGCCAUCUCCUCCGGUGGUCGCUGUGGAAAGGGCUGCGACUCGUCUACCACUACUCCCGCCAUCGUUUACUUCCCGCCCGGUACUUACGUUGUCUCCAAGCCGAUCGUGCAGUACUACUACACCCAGAUCGUCGGUGAUGCUGUUGACCUGCCCGUCAUCAAGGCCUCGCCCAAGUUCGCCGGUAUGGCCGUGAUUGACGCCGAUCCAUACGAGGACGAUGGCUCCAACUGGUUCACCAACCAGAACAACUUCUUCCGUGCCAUUCGCAACCUGGUCAUUGAUUUGACUAGCGUCCCCCAGGGCUCUGGUGCCGGUAUCCACUGGCAAGUCGGCCAGGCCACCAGCUUGCAGAACAUCCGCUUCGAGAUGGUCAAGGGUGGUGGUGACGCCAACAAGCAGCAGGGUAUUUUCAUGGACAACGGAUCCGGUGGCUUCAUGUCCGAUUUAACCUUCAACGGCGGUAACUACGGCAUGUUCCUUGGUAACCAGCAGUUCACUACCCGUAAUUUGACUUUCAACGGCUGCCAUACUGGUAUCUUCAUGAACUGGAACUGGGCGUGGACCUUCAAGUCUGUUCAGAUUAACAACUGUGGGGUUGGAUUGAACAUGUCUACUUCGCCUUCCAAUCAGACUGUCGGCUCUGUGAUGCUGCUCGACAGCAAGUUGACCAACACUCCCACUGGUAUUGUCACUGCCUGGACCAAGAACAGCAUCCCUGUCGGUGGUGGUGACCUCAUUCUUGACAACGUGGACUUCUCCGGCUCCAAGGUUGCCGUUGCUGGCGUUGAUGGUAAAAGCAUCUUGGCUGGUGGCUCUGUCGUCGACAACUGGGUCCAGGGUAACACUUACACUCCCUCCAAGACUGUCAAGCGUGCCACCGAGGCUGAGUCUGAGGUGGUCACCGUCGUUCAGACUGUCAUGCACACCGUCUUCGCCUGCCCCGCCUCUCACGGAUUGGCCAGUGCUAGUGAGAGCGCUCCUGCUCCUGCUAAGACCGCUUCCAUGGGCACUGCUGCCGCUCCUUCGCCGGUUCCAGCUGUCAGCAGCAAUGUUGCCGAGCUCCCUCUUACCACUGGUGAACCUGGAAGGUCUGUCGUCGACUCGUCUAACACCGGUCUGCCUAUUCUGGACACUUUGAACUCUCUGCUCGGUGGUGCCUCGGACACUCCCGAGACUUCUGAGGCUGUUCCUGCUGCCCCUGCUACCAGCCAGACUCCUGUUGCCUCUCAGGUCCCCGUCGUGUCUCAGGCUCCCGCUGUCUCUUCUGCUACCGGUUCUAUCGUUCAGCAACCCGCCGGCACCGCUAUCAACACUGCCCCCGUUGCCACUGCCACUGGUACCACCCAGAGCACCAACGGCGGCUCUGGAUCUACCUCUGAGUCUGGCAGUGAUAGCAGUGGCGGUACUGGCACUUGCGGUGCCCAACACGCCGUUUCUUCUGCUCGUACCCAAAGCACUAUGAAGGUUGCCUCCAAGCCCGCAGGUCUUCUCAAGAACGGUGCCGUUUUCGAACGCUCCAAGCCUCUCUACGAGGAAAUUGAGGCCUCCAACUUUGUCAGCGUCAAAUCUGCUGGUGCCAAGGGUGAUGGAACCACCGAUGACACCGAGGCUAUCCAGAAGAUUUUCAACAGCUACAAGGACGGUCAGGUUAUCUACUUCGACCACGGUGCCUAUGUCAUCACUUCCACCAUCAAGAUCCCCAAGAACAUCAAGAUCACUGGUGAAAUCUGGCCUAUGCUCAUGGCACACGGCAAGAAGUUCGCCGAUCAGGAGAACCCCGUUCCCCUCUUCCAGGUCGGCCAGAAGGGCGAGACCGGCUCUGUGGAGAUGAGUGACCUCAUCAUCACUACUAAGGGUGCCGCCCCUGGUGCUAUCCUCAUGGAGUGGAACCUUGCCGGCGCUUCCCAGGGUUCCGCCGGUAUGUGGGAUGUCCACUUCCGUAUUGGUGGUGCUGCUGGCACUGAGCUCCAGAGCGACACUUGCCCCAAGACCCCCAAGGAGAAGACCACCCCCAAGAAGGAGUGCAUGGCCGCCUUCAUGCUCCUGCACGUCACCUCCAAGGCCAGCGCCUACAUCGAGAACUGCUGGUUCUGGACCGCCGACCACGAACUCGACCUCGAGGACCACAACCAGAUCAAUGUCUACACCGGCCGUGGUGUCCUCAUCGAGUCCCAGAGCCCCGUCUGGCUGUGGGGUACCUCCUCCGAGCACCACCAGCUGUACAACUACCAGGUGUCCAACGCCAAGCAUGUCUUCAUGGGUCUCAUUCAAUCCGAGACCCCCUACUACCAGUCCAACCCUACCUCCCUGACCCCCUUCACUCCCCAGGACUCCUGGAAGGACCCCGACUUCUCCAACUGCACGACCAACUCUUGCCGCAAGGCCUGGGGUCUGCGUGUUCUGGAGUCGUCUGACGUCUUCGUCUACGGCGCCGGUCUCUACAGCUUCUUCGAGAACUACGCCCAGUCCUGCCUCAACGCCGAGGACUGCCAGGAGAAUAUGGUUGAAAUCGACUGCUCGGAUAUCCACCUCUACGGUCUCAGCACCAAGGCUGCCGUCAACAUGGUCACCUCUUCCCAGGGCAAGAGCAUGGUUCCCCAGAAGCCAAACAAGAGCAACUACUGCUCGACCAUCGCUCUCUUCCAGCAGACUGCCUAG
Messenger RNA from Penicillium canescens, 2958 nucleotides. Its product is annotated as glycoside hydrolase family 55 protein. The record is from RefSeq and is a predicted model, not a curated record. The transcript has 2 exons. NCBI's taxonomy places the organism in Eukaryota, Fungi, Ascomycota, Eurotiomycetes, Eurotiales, Aspergillaceae. Bases 1 to 2958 code for a protein of 985 amino acids.